Messenger RNA from Hylaeus volcanicus, 7683 nucleotides. RefSeq names its product regulator of G-protein signaling 20 (gene Dhit). The transcript has 4 exons. The record is from RefSeq and is a predicted model, not a curated record. Lineage: Eukaryota; Metazoa; Arthropoda; Insecta; Hymenoptera; Colletidae. The coding region runs from base 2202 to 3170 and encodes 322 amino acids.
GUUCGCGUCGCGGCGCCUCGCGUCAGCGUCGCUGGGACCGUCGACGGAGGCCAACAGUGGUGGCCAACGCAUCGCGCGAGCCGCGUACAUCCGCCAUAUUGGCCGCGAGAGCACGGCUCCUCCGCGAACAUUUCACUCGACGGAUCAGGGGGUUAGGAAACGAGGGCGUAGUGUCGCGUUAACCCCUCGCGAGGCGGGCAAAGGGGGUGGCAGGCAGGAGGUCGACAUCGUUCCAAGACUAGCCGAGUUCGCCUCGAAUCUGUUUUCUAAACAGCAAAGUGACAGAGGGUGACAGAAGGAACUAGGACAAGAGAGAGAGGACAGAGAAAAGAGGCUCCAAGUGUACGACAGUGAUUCGAAAGGUGUCCAGUGGAAGAGAGACGAAUCUUGAUCUACGCUCUGAAAAAGACAUUAUCCGUUGGCAAAAAGAAGAUGUAACAGAUCCAGUGCAUCGUUAACGAUCUAUCGUACGAUCCUCCGAGCAGCCGGAAGAUUCUCGAGAUCGGUCCACGCUCUUCCACUCUAAAAAGAUAAGGAGAUCGAAUAGAUCAGGGUAUCGUGGCAUCUUGCUCUUUCAGAAAACUUUCCUGGCAGGAAUCGUCGAGGUGUCGAGUAACCGGAUUCGAGAAAGGUUCCUUCAGGAGUGUCCAUUGGUGGUUUCCGUUAAUUUUUCGGUGAGCCUCGAGCAGCUCGGUGUCCAAGCGUGACUCGUCUCUCCCUCUGGUCUCUGCCAAUCAAUAACCCAACAACGCACCGCCUCGCUCGCGCUCAACUCUCUGCCUCCCUGUGCCCCUCUCUCUCUGCUCUCGAUCCGCCGCCGACGGAUCGUCCAGAUGCGUUGAGAGGUCGCGGAACGCGAUGCUCACCCGUUUCCCUUUUCCGUCCGACUCGCAGCGCUCCUCUUUCCCCUGUUCCGGUCUGCUCGGUUCCGUGAUUCCGUUUCGAUCGUCCUGCCAAGGUCCGACAAACGAAGGAAUCGACUCGGCUAAGGGAAAGAGGUUCCAGGAACGCUAACCUGUCGCGAAACACGCUCUCUAGGACCCUAACUUCGUUGAAUGCUGUCGUACUCCGAGUAUUCGAGCUGCCUUGCAGAGGCGGUAAGAGGUGGAAGAGUUCCCCUCGUCAGGCCGACUGGCGGGAGGUUUGCCAAGUCGAUUCUUUCAUUUGCCGUACCUUAGGAAUCCCUUCUCCCGCCGCGGAUCAGCGACGGUAGCAACGUCGCGACGUCCGCGCCGACGGCGAGCCAGAGGCGGCGGUAGCGGCGCUCCAACAGGCCGCGCCAGCGCCCUGCGGCGGUUUCAAUCGCACACGAACCUAUUUAUACGACGUCGAGCAUCGCCGAGGACGACGCAGCGAGAGCAGCGCCGGUGGUGGGCCGCCCACGCCGAGCAACAAGCCCCGAGGGAAGCGAGCGUCGUCGACGGGGGAAUCAGAAGAGACACCCCGCGCGACAGAUUCGCUGGCCCUGGUCGAUGGACACCAGGAGCCAGACGUCCCGAUGGGACCCAUUUCGGGAUGCGCCCACCCGUAGGGGACGCCAUUAAGAGGCUAGUCGUCUCGUCGUCUCGUCCUCCGAGCCGGGUGCUGAUCGAACCUCGCGUAUUUGCUUCUCGUUCGAUUCGAGAGGAUUCGCGCGCGGACCGAGACUCUCGCGGCUCUCGAGUAGGUGGAUGGGGGUCCGCUGGGUGUUGCCGAACGCGAUUUGGUGAAUCGUGAAAGGCCAUCGGCGCGAAAGCUCGCGGAGCUCGCGAAGCUCGCGGAGCUUUCAGGCCUGGACGAACCGGGAGGCGGGAAAUGGUUGGCGGCGUAUGAUGCGCGAGACGGAUCGUCUGGCUGGACCUCGACGCGCCGAUUCGAGCUGCUCGACCAACGAGACAAACACCAAGACGAAGACGUGGAAGUCCUCGUAGCCUGGGUAUCAACGCGAGUGGGUGCGCGGUGCGCGUAUGUGUCCGUCCGUGAGUGCGCCAAGAGUUCGAGUACCGAGGUGCUGGAAGCAUGCAGCCACGUUUGGGCGAGGCCCGCAGAGGCCUUAGUCCCGUUGAAGGAGCGGGAUAAGGAGUUACCGGAAGGGAGGAUCCACGGGGUGGACACUGCUCGCGGGUGACCAGGCGGUCCCGCGAUUCGCGGACCCGUUCGCGAGAGCUGAGAUCGCAGGGAACGCGGGAAGCGAGCUGGACUCGCUUUCAGGCGCAUGGAACAUGAUAGAGAUGUCGAGCGGAAUCGGUGCAACUGCAAUGGGGAUCGGCGUUAGUCACGGGGCAGGCGGCGGCGAGGGUGUGGCCGGUGGUUGCCGGUUACGCGCUCAAAGCCAAGGUCAGGCCUCCGGGUCCUCGUCGCAGCACAGCAAUCCGCAACAGACCGCGCAGCAGCAGCAACAGCAGCAACAACAGCUGCAACAGCAGCAGCAGCAGCAGCAACAACAGCAGCAGCAACCCCCGUCGUCGCAGCAGCAGCCGCAGCAACAGCAACGCCAGGGCUCCGGGAUCAUGGGCCGCUCGAAGAAGGACAACUGUUGCCUGUGCUGGUGUUGGUGCUGCAGUUGCUCUUUGGCGGCGGUGGGCGGCAACUCGACGGGUGCAGGUGGCGCGGGUGACCAGGGAAAGAAGAAGGGCAACGCGAGCGUCAGCGGGGAUCACGGGAGCGGCAUCGGAGUCGGCGGUGAUCUUGUCGGUGUGGGGAACGGUGCCGACGGAAACAUGGAAUGCACCUUGGAGGAGGUCAGGUCUUGGGGCUCGUCUUUCGACAAGCUGAUGAGGAGCCCCGCGGGCCGCGAACACUUCAGGGAGUUCCUCGUCAGCGAGUACAGCGAGGAGAACAUUGCAUUCUGGCUGGCGUGCGAGCAGCUGAAGCGCGACACUAAUCCGGAAAGGAUCGAAGAAAUGGCGCGCUUCAUCUACGACGAGUACAUAUCCAUACUCUCGUCGAAGGAAGUGAGCUUGGACUCGCGAGUACGCGAAAUAGUGAAUCGCAACAUGAUGCACCCAACCCCGCAUACCUUCGACGAGGCCCAGCUGCAGAUUUACACCCUGAUGCACCGCGACUCGUAUCCCCGUUUCGUGAACAGCGAUAUUUACCGACGGGUGGCUAGACUCGGCAGCGGACCCCCCAGUCCGACCAGCGACGAGCACGGUACGGGCAAAUCAAAGGGUAAGAAGGGAACGACGUAAUCGCACCGACGACGAAACGGGGUGGCAGCGGACCAACACACCCUCCGUCUGUUCAGCGGAAAAAGAAGCGAGGCCCGCGAUACGCUGUCAACGCUGGCCGAUGACGGGACCCAGAAGCCAUCGGCGACCGGAGAAUUCAGCCUCGGGUGUCGAAACGCCCGUGCCUCUCCCUUGACCAUCUACAACGGAUAAUCUCGCGAUGGGAUCUCUCGACGUUGAAGGAUCUCGUUGAAAUUUCUCGAAGCGGCUCGCUUUUCCGCGCGUCACCAUAUUGGGGCCACGUAACCGCGCUCGCCGUUAGGCAGCGCACGAACUCGACGACGACGGACCGAACAAACAAGAAAACGUCGCGAAUCGCUAGAGAAACUGAACGAAGAAACGUACAACAAAGAGAAAGAUGAAAGAAAAAGAAACCAAAGUAACGAUACGUAAGCGGUCCGAUCGCGUGGAUCGUUACCGACUCUUCCUUCCAGGACACUCUUCGGUACGCUCGUUUACGCGACACGGUGAACCGAGGAUAGGGUAUAAACGCGGAAAACGGUCGGGAAUGACGUUCAUCUUUCGAGCAAGUUCCUAAAAUGUUCAUCGUCCGAAGGUGUACCGCGACUGAUCGUCGCCAAUGAUCUCUCUCUCUCUUUCUCCUUGCUCGACACGAAAGCUGCGUCUGCUCUCUCCUGCUCGACACUUCUCUCUCAUUCUCUGUUACUGUUUUGCUUUCUAUCCCUCCGCUUCACGUCUUCCCCUCUACUCGCACUCUUUUACUAUACCCCUUUCAUCGCACGCGUUCGAGAAGAUCUCUUGCACGAAUUCGAUCGAGAAUUACACCGAACGAAAUUUUAAACGAUUCCCGAGUCCAUAGUCGAAUUACGUAUCGUUUGGUCGAUGUCGAGCAAUCCUUUUAUUCCUAAUGUACAGGGUGUCCGUGACUCUCAACCUCCUAGAAUAUUACAGGGUAUCCCCGAAACGGACCAUCUACUUAUCUUCUCUAGAUGUGACGUGGAACCUCUUCGAUCUCGAUUAUUUCACAAAUGUCAGGACCAAAACGUUCCGAAUAAAUGUAUGUAACGCGAAGAGAUUGCUCGAAUCGAUCGAGGAAUUUCGGUUGCACGUAUCGCUUCUUUCGAUCGAACGAAUUCUGUUUGCGACAAAAAAUAUUGUACGCGACGAGUCGAGGAAAGAAUUAAGGGCACUGCGUGGUUUGAGAAAAGCAAAUACCGUGAGAAUACUAUGACUGCGCGUCGACUACAACCAUCGCGAAACGUACCUCAUUAUUGCUACUUCGCAAACGAGACUCCUGCAAACGAAAAAACUCUUUGCCCGAUGUUUUCGUACCGAUAAAGUCGUACGUCAACCAAGAAAGUCGACCGAGUCAACUCGGUACUUUCGACAAUGGUACUUUCUUCGGGAAGAGAGUUUCAGUUUCACCUGGUCUUAUUUGUCACACCGUGGCGAGCAGGUACAGUGACUUAUGAGCCCGAAGAGGUAACUUGUUCGUUUGGUCACAAUUUCGAUUACAUGUAACGGGACCAUAAGAAGGGAGAAGCGAUUCAUUAGCGCACGAAGGGGUGUCUCGUUCGCCAAGUACUCCUCGUUGGAAUCGAGUUCGCGAGAAAGCGAGUCUUUCUCUUUCUAGAAAGAAUAGCGUGGUUCGAUUCUGGAACGGUGGCAUGACUUUAACGCCGCUCCGGCGAAAUAUAUUUCGCGACAUUGUCGGGCAAAAACGGACACCGAAUCUGAAUCUUGCUAUUGCUAUUUUUACUAUUGAUCAUUUUUCACCAAAGGGAACGAGCCACGUUUAUUUUCUUCCCUUAAGAAACACGCGAGUAUUUAAACGAGGAUUCGUGGUCCGUGCGAUCUCGAUGUAUAUACGAAAUUUAGUAUGCGACUGUUCCAAAGUCGAUCCGAGUUAUCAAGCAAAGAAGGAAUCGUCCCGAAUGCGUCAAGUAUCGUUGACAUUUAAACUUUCUCCCAUAUAAUUUUGAUCAUUCGCAAAAAAUGCAGGCCGCAAUCGCGACGCGUUCGAUGAACCAAGGAAACCGUCAUCCCUGAUGAUUCGGAUGGGCGAAAUUUUCAUCUAGACAUACAAAUAUUUCGCGUAACAAACAACGGAUAGAUUACCGUUUAAUUGAUAAUCGUUGAAUCGAAAUAAAAAUGUUAAUCGUAGAAUGAAACAUUUCAACGAAUAACGACUAAACGAACAGAAUUCUGCUCAUCUGUGGUCGAAGGCCGUACACGCCGAGUUACUGCCAGCGAGACACACCAAAGAAUCAAACGCGCCUCGAAUCCGACUACAUACUUCGACGACCAAGAAAACGAAGAUGCCGACGGAAACGGGCAAACACUCAUAGCGUGUUACGAUCUAGUCGGUACCGCUCCAAGACGGCAGCGUAGAUGAAAGGAAAAGGCCUAAGUUCGGGACACCCAAAUUCGAUCGGUCGCCAUUUUCUCCACAUCGUAUCCCGAGGAUAAAACCACAGUCACGUGACCAGGGCUUUCCUCGAACCGCACAAUUUUGAUAUUUACCAAACAAACGAACGAUGAAAGUUGACGGAUAAUCGAAUAUUAGAAAUUAUACUCGAUCCAACGAUGGCUGUUAAAUACAGGGUGUUUAAAAAAAUCAUUCAGGACUUGGAGAACCUAUAGUACUCACCGAACCGAGUAAAGAACUUUUAGUCAACGUAGAUAGAAAAAUGGAUUCUGAUCGAAUAAGCAGCAAUUUUGAAAGAAAGGGAAGACGAUAUUUCCAAGUUUCCUCCAACUACACGAUUAGCAUUUACCAAAGAGACGUCGAAUUCUUUCAUCAAGUAUCAACAAAUUAUCAACAAACCGUUGCAAUUGUUUAUUUCUGCGGCAGUAUUUUCUAUAUGGCUUGUAACCACGUUCUACGUUCCUCGAGCUUUUCAACGACUACACUUACACCGAAUAGGGCUUGAAAUUCGUCCCUGGCCACGUGACCACGCACAAAAUCGCUCGAAACUCGUCGAUCACCGACGCUUAGAAGCAAAGAUUCGAUCGAUUUCGCGUACAAAGAUGGGAAAAACUUUGAUCUGGAUAGAAAUGUCGAAUAACGAAAGAUGAAACACUUUCGAUUCGUUAUUUUGUUCGAGAAUACGUUUGCCCGCCUCUUUCUCGCGAGAUGGAUCGACGAAGCAAGCAGAAAUCGUCCCGCGAGCCGAUCGCACAAGCGGAAAACCAAAUCGCACAGUCAGUCACAGCGUUUGGAUACUGCCCUGUAGAUAAUAUUAUAGAUAGUUACACGACGACGAUGGCGGAUAAAAGCUAAUUAUACAUGCAAAUAUAUAAAUAUAUACAUAUAUAUAUAUAAAUAUAAAAGGAAGCAAGGAAAACAAAAGGUAUAUAUAUAUAUAUAUUAUAAGUAUAUAUGAAAAAAAAUCACGUACGUUCAGCAUAAGGGUGGCAGGGUGCGAAUUACGGACUCGAGAGAGACAGAAAGAAAGGGCGGGAGAGAGUGGGAAGGAGUGAGCGAAACGGUGAGAAAGAAGAGAGAUCGUACAAUUUUUCAUUCGUUGAUCCCACGUUCCAUGCGAGGAGACUUGGUUCGCGAUCGAAUUUCUCGCGGCGAACACGAGACAACGUCCCAUGCUUCCCGCACCCCUUUCGUCGCUUUUCACCCCAAUUCUAAAGGUCCGUUCGUUUCUUCUACGGUAGAACAAGUCUUGUUCGUUAUGUGCGACUAGUCGAAUAAUCUUGUCUUCUGACGAGAAAGGGGUUCACCGCUUCGACCGACUGAAUAUUUCAUUAAAUUCGAAAUAUUAUUUUCCUACGUUUCAUUUAUUCGUUCGAGAGAAUCAAAGAGUCACCGACACGAGUCGAAGCAGCUCGUCGUUGUACAGAAUAUCGAAAAUUAAUUCACGUCGAUUAGCCUCGAAGCUCGUUCGUUAACGUUCAACGAAAAUUAAUUUCGCAAUUACAGAAUUUAAUUGUCCAACGUCGACUCGUCGACACGGUUGCCCAGCGGACGAGGCUAACGAGUACGAAUUAUUUUUCAUUUUCGCCGAGCAUCGCGUUGACAAAAGUUCUUAGUAAACUCGUGGUGAUUCUUCGUCGAAGCACCCCUUGAAAACGGAGGAAAGGAACGAUAGGGUGUGGUGCAUGGUGCACACAGCGAUGGGCAGAGAAACGAAACGCUGGCGUAAGUGAAGGGUGAAAUUGGUCGAGCGUCAUCUUCACUAAUAAACGCACAAUUUUUCUGAAUCUCCGACAUCCUCUGCUUCUUUCUUCCAGGCAUCCCCCUUUUAUAAUCGUCGUUUUACCCAACGGCACACGCGUUUUUGUAUCUCCCGAACGACAAUAUUUGUACGACACACCGCGGACUCAACCCUUUACGCCGCGAGCGAUUUUUCGAACGCGGAAUUCGUUCGCCGAGUUUUGACGAACGCGUCGCCCAAAAACUCGGACCUCCUUCCCUGUUUUAAGUUCACGCUCUGCGGAAUGGGACGAUAUGCAAUAAGAGAAGGAUGGAAUGUGAGGGUUAAUAAAGUGGUGAAAACGA